AUGCAAAGAUGCAACUCCUUAGAUGAGAAUAGAAGGCAAAGGACCAACGUUGUUGAAGAGAUGGAUGCAGAACUAGGUCAGGAUACUGACUUUACCACGGGGAGAAUGAUAGUUGUACAAGGACAAGGAGUUCGCCUGACAAGAACUUGCAAAGACCUUCAACAAAGACGAGAAUUGAUUUGCACACUUGAGCGCACACAUGAUGUGCUUAAGGCCUGCAGUGACGUGAUCUGGUACAGUGGCAUCACCUGUGAAAUGUUGAAUGGAGUGACUACCAAUCUUCAGGAUAUUCAGAAAGAAUUUCUCCAAUUGGUCUACAAAGAAACCAUUCUGGUUGGACAUUCCCUGGAGAAUGAUUUGUUGGCAUUAAAGAUUUCUCAUUGCCUGGUGAUUGAUACAGCAGUAUUGUACAAGCAUCCCCGUGGUGGAUCCUAUAAAACUGCACUUCGUAUACUCACCAGCAGAUUCCUUUCCAGGGAAAUACAGGAGUCAGGAAGUGGGCAUGAUAGCAUUGAGGAUGCAAGAGCCGCCAUGGAACUGGCACUGUUAAAGAUUAAACAUGGCAAGUGGAAAGAACAGAUUAAGCUUUUUGCUGGAAAUGGACCUGGUUUUGGUUCUCCUCAAUCAUUCAUGCGGAAGAAGCUCCUUACAGUCUUAAGUGAAAGUGGUAAAGCAACCAGUUUGAUUGAUGAUAUUUCCAUAGUGAAGCGUUAUGCUUCUGAGUCAUCCCAUAGCAUUCCGGUAUUCUCAGAUGAUGAAGCCCUUUCAAAGGCCAACAAAGAGGUUAGAAAUGACAAGGUACAGUUUGUCUGGGCCCACUUCUCUGAGUUGAACUCCUACUUAAAGAAACAAGCAGAGGAUGUGGAAAAGUUUAAUGGAAAGCUUGCAGAGAUGAUAUCCUUGCUUACAUGUAAUAAGAAGUCUGCUGGAAGAAAAGGCAUCAAAUACAGUGUGACAUCAGAACUUAAGGAAAUUCUAAUUCGGUUGGAUGCUAGAGUUAGAAGCCUCCAUUCCAGUUUGCCUGCCAAUGCCAUGCUUAUUGUCUGUACUGGUCAUGGGGAUACUGCAAGUGUUCAGAGAUUGAGAAAAAUGCUUACGGAGCAGACUGAGACUGCAAUGUGCCGUGAGAAACUUGUAAAGGUCUUGGAAGAAAUGCAGGCCCAAGCUGAAGUGGGUUUAUGUUUUGUAGGUGUGAAGCAUUGA
Molecule: messenger RNA, 1203 nt
Organism: Thlaspi arvense
Lineage: Eukaryota; Viridiplantae; Streptophyta; Magnoliopsida; Brassicales; Brassicaceae
Source: the annotation of a GenBank genome assembly